CCUUUUCUGUCCCGAUAAAAGCGAAAGCAUGGAAAAAACAAGAAGAUAAAAAAGGCAAAGCAAUAAAGAAAGUAAGGAAAGAGAGAAAAAAAAAAGGUGCUCAAAGCCUCCAUGAUUCAAAUUCUUUCAGGGAAUUGGACUUGAGGGUAACUUCUCUCUUACCUCUGUUACUUAAACCAGAGUAGGAAGACCUCCCAAAGUUUCUACAAAGACUUGCUUGGCAGCCAGCUUAUAGGGGAAAAGAAAAGUAAGGGAAAGAGAAAGUGAAAGGAAAACAAGAAGGAAAGUGAUCACUCUCAUCAUCAUCAUCAUCAAAUCAGUUUUUGGUGAGGGAAGGCCAUGAACCGAGGAGUGUUGCAGAGCUCACCAGUGCAGCAGAUGAUGGCCGGAAAUCCUAACUGGUGGAGCAUCAACAGCAUGCGCCCACCAACUCAUCAACAAGGAGCUUCUCCUUUCUUGCCUCCACCUCCUCCUACUACUUUCUUCCCUCAAUUCACACCCACCUCUUCUUCUACUUCUUCUUCUUCUUCUUCUUGUUGGCAUGAUAACCAGGAGCUUCCAGCUGAGUCAUGGAGUCAACUACUCUUUGGCGGAUUGGUGGGACAAGAAGAAAAGGAUGGUAUAGGCCAGUUUCAUGUUCAACCCAAGAAGUUGGAGAACUGGCUGGAGGAACAAGCAUUACCCCAAGCAUCUAAUGCUACAUCUGUUGUGGAUGUGAAGCAAGAAAACUCUGCAAGCAGCUAUGCAUAUGGACAUGCAAAAGAAGAUUUUCAUCAUCAGGCAACUAAACCAGCUUGGUCUCAUCAGAUAAUUGCAGCUGCUUCAUCCCCCAAGUCCUGUGUAACAAGUUUCAGCAGUAACAUGUUGGAUUUUUCUGGUAACAAAUUAGCUGAUACAAGGCAGCCACCGGUCUCUGAGUGUAACAGCACCCCAACUGAUGGGACAUUGAAGAAAGCAAGGUUUCAACCUUCUGCAACACAAUCUACCUUCAAGGUGAGGAAGGAAAAAUUAGGAGACAGAAUUACAGCACUUCACCAGCUUGUUUCUCCAUUUGGGAAGACUGACACAGCCUCUGUCUUGUUAGAGGCUAUUGGGUACAUUAGAUUCCUUCAGAGUCAAAUUGAGGUUCUCAGCUUACCGUACAUGGGCAGUGGAUCAGGAAACAUGAGUCUGCCGCAGCAACAGUCUGUUCAAGGGGAGAGAAAUUCUAUAUUUCCUGACGACCCUGGUCAGCUGUUGAACGAAAACUGCAUGAAGAGGAAAGGUGGUCCUGAUCAGCUGGAUUCUCAUGAUCAAGAGCCAAAGAAGAACCUGAGGAAUAGAGGGUUGUGCUUGGUUCCAGUGUCAUGCACAUUUCAAGUUGGGAGUGACAAUGGAGCUGAUUAUUGGGCUCCUGCCCUGGCUGACGGGUCCCGAUAGAAGGGUUAAUUAGAACCGUUGAAAGGUUAGCAGACACUUGGAAAAAAAAAAAAAAAACAAAGACCAGAGAUGAGAGCAGAGCAGCUUCACGAAAACGAUAUAACACCAUGAGCAGUCACUCUGCUAAAAUGUUGUAAGGUUGAUUGCUCAUGAUGCUAUACAUAUAUUCUUUCUUUGGACUAUUUGUAGAUGUACAUGUGUGUGCUAAGCUCUACCACGGCGGGGUGAUUAAUUGGAGAUCUCUCUCUCUAAUUUACUACUAAGAAUAUUUAAGCUAAUCUCUAUUUUUAUGAGAUAUUUGAUUAAAUUAUUAGCUGCUGCUACACUAGUAUUUGCUUUCAUGUAUAUCCAGUAGCGUGAAUUAAUGCUGCAUUGACUGAAAUUAGUAGCGUUCUUGAAUCA
Molecule: messenger RNA, 1821 nt
Organism: Durio zibethinus
Lineage: Eukaryota; Viridiplantae; Streptophyta; Magnoliopsida; Malvales; Malvaceae
Product: transcription factor bHLH68-like
Biological process (GO): regulation of transcription by RNA polymerase II
Cellular component (GO): nucleus
Molecular function (GO): RNA polymerase II cis-regulatory region sequence-specific DNA binding; protein dimerization activity; DNA-binding transcription factor activity, RNA polymerase II-specific
Source: RefSeq, a predicted model, not a curated record